UCGUUCAGUCUUGACUCAAACCUGCUAGCUUCGUGAAACCUAAUCUCCGUCUUUAAUCUCCUCGCCUAAGCCUGCCUAUUUUUUUUGCCAGAGCAAGCUUGCGUUGUUUUAGUUCUUAGAGAACCCAAUUUUGUAGUGUUUUAUUUGAGUAGAUUCGCCAUGGAUUUCUCAGACGACACGGAUUACACGUGUCCCUUGUGUAUGGAGGAGAUGGAUUCGACAGACAGGAAGUUCCAGCCGUGCCAGUGCGGCUAUCAGAUUUGUCUGUGGUGCUGGCACCACAUCAUGGAGAUGGCCAAUAAGGACCAUCUAGAACCUCGCUGUCCAGCCUGCCGGUCGCCCUACAGCAAAGACAAGGUCGCUUCCAACGGUCCCGAUCUCGACGAUUUCACGGAGUCGGAGAAACGAUCCAAGACGAAAUCCCGGCCGAGGAGCGCGUACGCGACGGCGGAGGGGCGGCGGCAUCUGAGCAACGUGCGCGUGGUUCAGAAGAACCUCGUCUACGUCGUCGGGAUUCCGCUCUCCGUCGCCGACGAAGAGACUCUCGAGCGGCGUGACUACUUCGGCCAGUACGGCAAGGUCGUCAAAGUGGCCGUCUCUCGCUCGAACUCCUCUUUCGGCGGCUCCAUCCAUCCUCCCUCCGCUAACGUGUACGUGACGUAUCUGAGGGAGGAGGACGCUCUUCGCUGCAUCCAGGCCGUUGACGGAUGCCUCUUCGAGAAUCGAACUCUGAGGGCGUGUUUUGGCACUACCAAAUACUGCAACGCCUGGCUGAAGAAUCUGAUCUGCAACAACCCGGAUUGUUUGUACCUCCACGAGUUUGGGACGCAAGAAGACAGUUACACUAAGGAGGAGAUGGUGCAGAGGCAUGGGAUCAGCAAGCACCCCCUCCGUACUUCGACCCGUCGCAUGCUGUCAAUCGCCGUGCCGCCAACGGGCUGCCGCCGUCGCUUGACACGCAGUUGGAGAAGGUCAAGCUCGGCUGUGCCGUCAGCGAGCCACCCGGCGACGACAGCCAAGGUGUUCACGCUGGGCCCGUCAACGGCGCCCAAGACUGGAGGCCUGCUCCCCGCAGCCGCCUCGUGGGGCUCGAGGGCCGGAAAAGUCGUCCUUUCCGCGUCAAAACCGGCUACCACCAGCACAGUUUCGCCAGCGAUAUCCGUCCCAGCAGCGAAACCCAUCCCUGCAUCCACGCCCACGACAUCCUCGUCAUGGUCCUCAUCCAACGGCCCACAAUUGUUCAAACCAUCCGCAGCGGUGCUCAGUGGCCGGGUAAUCCACGCCAGCGCGCACUCCCCUCCAGUGAUCUCACAUGUGAACGCCGCGCAGAGCGCAGCGGGCGCGGGGAUAGGGUUUGGGUCGUUGCAGGAUAAGCAGGCGCAUCGCAAGUCGCCGCCCAGCCUGCUGUCGCAAGCGGCGCCUGUGCGAUCCGCAGCGUCCACCACCGUGGGUUUCCAGCCCUCGGGAGCGUCGAAUUCCGCCGCCUCAGUCGCCAGAACAGCAGCAACGGCAGCCCUCGCCUCGGGGCCUGCAAGAGCGUCGUCCGCAGCAGUAGCAGCAGGAGCACCUGGAGCUAGUUUAGGCGGUUCGCAGCAGAGAGUAGCAGCUGGUGUCGCUGCAGCCGGUGCGGCCGGUUCGUUAGGCUCCGCAGCUGGUGGUUCGGGUGCAUCGGGUAGCGCACGGGGUAAAGCUCAAUCGCCGUCGAAGCAGAGGUCCCGGUUGGUGGUGCUGGGGCACGCGGCCCAGGCGAAGACUUCGUCGCUAGGCAGGGAAUCACCCACUCCCGCGCAGCUCGCGUCAGGUACCGCAUCAGGUGGUUCGUCAGGUGGGUUAGCAGGUGAGCACGACUACGCGUCUGCUGUGGCAGGUCGGGCUGCUGGUGGCGGGGCAACAGCAACGAGCAGCAGCGGAUCGAAGAAGGGUUUGAACGGGAUGCAUGCUCAUAAAGCGUCGCGGUCUGAGGAUAUGGAAGGGGUGGAGUGCGGUGAUGCCAGCACGAGCUCUAGUGCUGCCAGCGGCAGUAGGAAAGGGGCGAAGGAGGGGGGCAGCGAGAAGAGUGGGAAGGAAGGGAAAGGUAGAAAGGGUGCGAAAGACGAGGCGUGUAGAAAUAGCGAGACAGUCAAAAACGAGGAAUCGAAGAAGCGGGUUUCGAUGGAAGACUGCGUGGAGGGCCGGGAAGGAGAGAAGGAGAACACGGGGGCGCCGAGAGCAGGAGGCAAGGGCCAUGCGCAGCAGGCAGAGGGUGGUGAGAGUGGCGCAGGGAAGGGCGGUGGCGGGAAGAAAGGCAAGAAGAAGAAGGGUGAGAGCGGAGUAGUGCGAGUGAUGGUUGAGGCGGACGAUUCGCGGAGCUGGGAGGAGCUGCAUGGGGUGGAGGACGAGGAGGAGAAGCGGACGCAGGAGGAGAAGCGGAUGCAGGAGGUGGGUCAGGAGCGGGUCGAGAGGAAAGAGGGUGCGCAGGCAAGUGCGCAGGGUAGUUUACAGACGAGUUUGCAGGCAGCUUUGCAGAUUAGGGCGCUGGCGUUUGAUCCCAUGCGGCUGGAUGCUCUGAAAAGGUCAGCGAAAGCCGGUGAUGGCAGUGCAGGAGAGAAGGGAUCGGACAGGGGGAAAGAAGGCUGUGAGGGGGAUAAGGCGAAGGGGCGGAGUGACGCGGAUACUAGGGCGGGGAAGGUGAGUGGGCAGCCGGACAGAGGGAUUGGCAGAGGGGCUGGUUCGGAGGAAGAAGAGAAGACAAAGGCGAAAGUGGGUGGCCGUAGUGAAGGCGAGAAGAAGGGUAAGAAUAGAGGGCAGGCGGAGGGAGAUAAGAAGAAGUCAAAGGGGGCAGCAGCGAAGGAACCUGAUAAGGAUAAGUCGAAGGGGAGGGCUGAAAGGGUGGAGAAGCGUGAAGCAGCCUCGUCCAAACGUUCAAAGGCGGAGAGCAAGAAGAAAGACGAGGUUACUCAGAGCUCCACUCUAAGUCAAGAGCUGCAAACAGAUGUAAUCAGCGCAGCCAUGGAGGAAGAUAGACAGGAAGAGACGCAGGAGUCAGGGAGUGAGUCUGCUAAUAUGGAUCUAGAUGCGGAGCCAGAGGCAUCAACAGGGGCAGGCGAGGGUGAGGGGUUGAAGGAGGAGGGAGGGGUAGAGGAGGAGUGUCUUCCAGACGAGGAUGAGCUCUCAGUGCUGAUUGCUGGCGACAUGGUGGCAUCAGCAUCGGCUAUCCAGCUGCCAGAAGAUAGCGAGGGCGCAGAGAGUGCUGCUGAGGGGGAGCCGGAUCAAGCCAAGCGGGCUUCUGUGGGUGGUUCUGCUGGUGGGGCAGUUGCCAUGGGAGAGCAGGCGGGCAAGUCCAUAGAUGCGCCCAAGGGCAUGAACGGGAGCAUACUGCCGGCAAGACACGGUGCUCUAGUCGAAGCUGCAGCGCCAACGAGAGGCGAGGGGCGCGGGAAGGGCAGCGGAACGAGUCAAAGGGGCGGAACGAGUCAAAGGGGGAGGGGCAGCGGAACGAGUCGAAUGGGGAGGGGCAGCGGAACGAGUCGAAUGGGGAGGGGCAGCGGAACGAGUUUCAUGUGAUUGCGGACAUUCUCGACAUGGACGCGGACGAGUGGGGCACAGGGGCCUUUGCUCCUCUGGGGCGCUGUCUAAGCUGCUGCGAGGGAGCUUCAAGGACCCCCUGCCAGCACCAGAGGCAGGAACAGGGGCAGGAACAGGAGCAGGAGCAGGGGCAGGAACACGGGCAGGAACAGGGGCAGGAGCAGGGGCUGGAGUAGGGGGAGCAGGGGCAGGGGCAAGAGUGGUAUCAGGAGAAGAGGGUGAAGGGAAGGAUAGUGCUGCUGCCGCAACCCCGGAAGCAGUGGAAGCA
Molecule: messenger RNA, 3832 nt
Organism: Closterium sp. NIES-67
Lineage: Eukaryota; Viridiplantae; Streptophyta; Zygnematophyceae; Desmidiales; Closteriaceae
Source: the annotation of a GenBank genome assembly